UUUAUACGAUCAUGAUAAUGUUAAUGGUGUAUCAGUUUUUCAUUUCAUUUCAUCGCAUCUUUUUCACCUUGCAUUUCUCCUUGAUUCUUGUCUGUAAUGCUUAGAUAGCUACAUUCCUCAUUUGUUUUUGAGGAUGUUAGAUCUUGCCCUUUCUUUCUUGUUUUUAAUUUUGUUACUUAAAAUUUCAUGAUUUCUACACAUUUGAAGAUUGCAAUCGAUGGUGUUUGUUUGCUUCUUAGGAACCAAAUAUAGUCAUAUUAAUAUAAUUUUAAACCUGGAUGAGGAGGGAAAAGAUGUUGAAUCUGAGGGAAUUCCAAGAGCCAUUUCUUGCAUAUAUAAUAUUCUUGUGAAGCUAUUUGCUUGGAAUCUGGUGAUAGUACAAUAAGCUUGCGGGGUAUGUGUAGUAUACGAAAUGGAGAUAACUACCAAUUUCAGUCCCAAAAUCAAGACUUUGGCAAUUUAGUUUAAGAUAGAUGUCAACGCCCUUAUAAAUUAGUCUCCAAAUGAUUAGUAUACUUACAAAUUAGCUUCUAUAGAAAGAUCAAUAUGAUCAGGAGAUAGUUCUUAAAGUGUCAUGUCAAUACUAACAAAGCUCAAUAGGAAUAACAUAAUUGAUCAGUUGAGUACCACAGACUAAGCAUCAUGCUGUCAUAACAGUUAAAGAUUGCCCUUUACUGCAAAGGAGCAUUGGAGUUGGUCUAUUGCGGAAUUGCAGCUAUUGAGAAUAAACUAGAGGAUGUCAAGCAGCAGGAACACUCAUUGGUGUUACAGUUGCAGGAGGCCAAUUCGACUGGGAUGGCGAGAUGCGGUUUGCCCUAGCUGUAAUGAGGGAUUUAUUCAGGAACUUAAUGAUAUGGUGCAUGUUAACCCUCUGGAAUUCUUUGGACUAGAUAACAAUGAAGAGCAUGACCAAAGAUUUGGACUUAUGGAAACUUUCUCUUCCUUUAUGCGGCAGCAAAUGGCAGACAGAAGUCAUAGCCAUGAUAUCAGGGCACAAUCGGAAUCUAUUUCGGAACAAGGGGCAGGUUUUGCUCCUUUGUUGAUAUUUGGUGGUCAAAUUCCUUUUAGAUUAUCUGGACAUGGUGGUUUUGAGGCUCUCUUUAAUGGGACUCCAGGUAUUGGUCUUACACGAGGCAACACAGGUGAUUAUUUUAUUGGUCCUGGACUUGAAGAACUGUUUGAACAGCUCUCAGCUAAUACUCGCCAAGGGCCUCCGCCUGCAUCCAGAUCCUCUAUAGAUGCAAUGCCUACUAUCAAAGUUACACAGAGGCAUCUUCGUUCGGAUUCACAUUGUCCGGUGUGCAAAGAUAAAUUUGAGGUAGGGACUGAAGCAAGACAAAUGCCAUGUAACCAUAUGUACCACUCAGAUUGUAUUGUUCCAUGGUUGGUCCAGCAUAACUCCUGCCCUGUUUGCCGUCAAGAAUUGCCACCACAAGGAUUGAGUGGUAACCAAGGCUUGAAUGGCCGAAGUAGAGGUAACUUUAGUGGCAGCAGUAGUGGUAGGAGUGGUAGGGAGAACCAGGGAAGGCGAAAUCCGUUUUCAUUUUUGUGGCGUUUCCGCAGUUCUAAUUCUAGCAGCAAUGAUAGAGCAACCCGAAGCAGCUCACCAACACCAUCAUUCCCCGAUAGUAGUCAUCACACGGAGUAUUCUGGGUGGCCAUUUGAAUGACUUUAAUGCGUGUAAAAUUUUUAUUUCAUUUCUUUUAUUUUUCUAUUGAAAAUGUAUGGACUGGUUCUGAUUGCUUGGAGUGGAGUGACAUGAAAUGAAGUGUGAACUUGUAACUUUAUUGUAAAAUGGCCAAGAAGAAAACUCCAUUUUCGUUUCAAAAUCAUACUAAUAUAAUGUUCUAUGGGAGUAAGGUGUUUUUUUUUU
Arachis ipaensis is the source of this 1873-nucleotide messenger RNA. The record is from RefSeq and is a predicted model, not a curated record. NCBI's taxonomy places the organism in Eukaryota, Viridiplantae, Streptophyta, Magnoliopsida, Fabales, Fabaceae.